Messenger RNA from Zophobas morio, 2067 nucleotides. Its product is annotated as palmitoyltransferase app-like. Bases 384 to 1979 code for a protein of 531 amino acids. The record is from RefSeq and is a predicted model, not a curated record. The transcript is spliced from 10 exons. Gene Ontology annotation, molecular function: protein-cysteine S-palmitoyltransferase activity. Gene Ontology annotation, biological process: peptidyl-L-cysteine S-palmitoylation; protein targeting to membrane. NCBI's taxonomy places the organism in Eukaryota, Metazoa, Arthropoda, Insecta, Coleoptera, Tenebrionidae. Gene Ontology annotation, cellular component: endoplasmic reticulum; Golgi apparatus.
CUCGAAAACCAUCUGUUUUGUUGCAAUAAUUGCCUCUCUAAAUAUUUACUUCGAAAAUUCGCGUUAAUUGCGGACGUAUGGCCAGUGCGCGUUCGGGACUUUAGCAGCAGCCUUGAUGUUUUCUCAGCUGUCAGAAGAUGUCUAACAAUUUAGAUUAGAUUAGAGUGAUUUUUUACGUUUUCCGCUAAUUGUUCCGAAGUAAACCGUGAGAGAAAAGCUCGUAAUGUUCUAAAAUGUUUGGUGAACUCAGGCCGAGGUCGUCGCAAGUGUUGUGUAGUAAAUAUGACCGAGACUACACGUGAAAUAAUGAGUUAGAGCUGCCAGGAUUCCUCUUAGUUUGUAGGUUUAUUUUAUUUUGUAUCGUUCGGUUAAAUAUUAAAUUUAUGACAUUGGAUUCGGAGUAUCAGUUGGUAGAUUUGACUGCGAUUCAUUCAGAAGGAACAGAUUCGAUGUCAGAGAUGGCCCGAGACAGGGUCACGAAAAAGUGGGAAGUCUUUGCCGGACGAAAUAGAUUUUAUUGUGAUGGAAGGCUGAUGACGGCCCCGAACGGAGGAGUGUUUUUGCUGACGGUGUUUUUAAUCACGGGAACGUGCACGUUGUUUUUUAUAUAUGACUGUAGUUAUUUGGCGGAAAAAGUAACAGUAGCGAUUCCGAUCAUUGGUGGCUUGUUAUUUAUAUUUACGAUGUCUUCCUUGUUGCGCACCAGCCUUUCUGAUCCGGGUAUUAUUCCAAGAGCAACACCAGAAGAAGCUGCCUAUGUUGAGAAACAAAUAGAAGUGACGAACUCUGCCAACAGCCCAACCUACAGGCCGCCUCCUCGCACGAAAGAGGUGUUGGUUAAGGGUCAAACCAUCAAACUAAAGUACUGUUUUACGUGUAAAAUAUUCAGGCCGCCGAGAGCAUCACAUUGCAGUCUGUGUGAUAAUUGUGUCGAUAGGUUUGAUCAUCACUGCCCUUGGGUUGGAAAUUGCGUGGGGCGACGAAAUUAUCGUUUUUUCUACAUGUUUAUAGUAUCAUUAGCUUUUUUAGCGGUAUUUAUAUUCGCUUGUGCCAUAGCUCAUUUAAUAUUAAUUACGAAAACCAAUGAUGGUCAGUUUCUUGAAGCUGUGAAAGAGUCUCCACCGAGUGUCAUAGUGGCGACGAUUUGUUUUUUUAGUGUUUGGAGUAUAUUAGGUUUAGCAGGCUUCCAUACGUAUUUGACCACGAGCAAUCAAACAACAAACGAAGAUAUUAAAGGGUCCUUCGCUAGCAAACGAGGUCAAGAAAACAUGAAUCCGUAUUCCCAAGGGAAUGUGUGUUUGAACUGUUUUUAUAUUUUGUGUGGACCGGUAACGCCAUCUUUGUUGGACAGGAGAGGUAUCGUUACUGAUGACUACAGAGCAGAAAUAUCCAGACCUGUCAACGCAGAAAUUAAUCAACCCAUAAAGAGUUACGGAGUUGCUGUACAGAACGGACCCACCCAAGUCACCAUGAACUCCACCGACAUGCCCGGCAUCUACCGUCAAACGACCGAAACAACCGACAGCAACGCCGGCAGCGUUACUCACCUAGUGAGCAACGAGCAGCCACUGGCCAUAGCUCCCGUCUUGCAGAAGACGACCGAGCACCAGUACACCUCCCAGACCAACUUGAAUCAGUCGCCGGUCUACAGCAACAUCCUGAGCCACGCUCAGGUGCCUCUGAGCAAGUCUCAGAGCUACGCGAACAACCUGAACGUGGCGGAGGGCAAGGGGGAGGUGGGGGACUUGCACCUGGACCCCGUGGUGCUGCGCGACGCGCACAUUGUAGAUAAGAGGAAGGACGAUAAGUUAGACAACGACAUGACUUUGCAGGACAAAGAGAACAGUCUGUUGAGUGCGAGCAGGUUGAGGUUGUUACAGGACACUACGAUGAUAGAAAGUGCGCUUGAUCUAGACUCUUUAGACGAUUCGAGUUUGGGCACGAACAGCCAAGCGGGACUGAUGAAAGUUGUCGUGUAAGCGGAUUUGUUUAGUUCGUACUUUAGUUGUUUUAGGUGAAAUAUAUUUAUUUUUGUAAAGUGAUAUAUCUAAUAUACAUUGCGACGAA